This is a messenger RNA of Phytomonas sp. EM1, 1143 nucleotides long. The record is from the annotation of a GenBank genome assembly. Lineage: Eukaryota; Euglenozoa; Kinetoplastea; Trypanosomatida; Trypanosomatidae.
AUGCCCAGAGUCUCUCAUGACGCCACCGUGGCGGCCGCACGCACAUUAAAGAACCACUGCCAUCAUGUCAUCAACACCAUGGGCUCUGCUUCGGUUCCCGAGGCCUUUCUUUUUCGGGCCAACGCGUACUAUGCUUUAGGACAACCAUACUUUGCUUUGGCAGAUUACAAUAUCGCAGGGAGUGUUCUCAACCUCUCAGGCCACUACCAGGCCAAGUGUUUGCAGGUGGUGCAGCACUUCCCAGAGGUUCAGGUGGGCACCUACCCAUCCACUGACUCUCAUCUUCAUAUUUUCGUCAAGCCCUUCCUUUCCGAGAAAUGCGAUAUCAAGCACAUCAAUAGUCACGUAGGGCGAGGUAUUGUUGCAAAAGAAUCCUUGCCGCGUCACGGUGUUGUGAUGCGGGCCAGUGACCCAUGGCUAAGGUAUCCUACCCAGGAGAGGUUGUGUUCCUUCUGCGCGAUGCCGCUGCCAGAGCGGUUAUUUGCGUGUGAGAACCCCCAAUGCCACGAGGAGUACUGCAGCCGGGACUGCAGAACCCGGGCGAAAGCCCUCUACCAUAGCCACGUCUGUGAGAACGAGGGCUUCCAGAGCCUGGAGCUGGACCUCUUUAGUCAGAUGCAGCAGGCCCCGUCCCAGGGUGGAACCAUGACCGACCGCAACGCCGCUGCCGCGCAGCUACUCAUGUUGCGCGUGCUCGCGGUUGCGGCGAAGCGGCGCAUCGUGCCGAGUGUGCAGGCUGAAGUUCGAAUUCUCUCAGGGCGUCUCACGUUCAGCCCGCAAAUUCUGUGUGAGUCGAUGCUUCAUGUCUACGAGCGCCUUGUCCGCGCGAUGCAUGUUGCAACGGUGAUUUCGUAUGAGGAGAUGUUGGGAACACUGGCGCGCGUCUCGGCGAAUUGUUUUCACAUGCCGAAUGCAGUUGAAUUGCAUCUGCCGCGAUCAAUGUUCAACCACAGCUGUGAGGCCAACGUUGCCGAGGAUGCGCAGACGGGAGACAUGGUCACACUGCAUGAGGUUACGGCUGGUGAAGAACUCUGCAUAAAUUACUACCCACACUUGAAGGAGCUGCCCUACGACAAACGGGUAGUUGAGCUUCAGAGGCGUGGGUUUGACUGCAAAUGUGCUCGUUGCCAACAAAAGCGGUGA